Clarias gariepinus (North African catfish) is the source of this 2680-nucleotide messenger RNA. RefSeq names its product frizzled class receptor 8a (gene fzd8a). Gene Ontology annotation, cellular component: plasma membrane. Gene Ontology annotation, molecular function: Wnt receptor activity; Wnt-protein binding. NCBI's taxonomy places the organism in Eukaryota, Metazoa, Chordata, Actinopteri, Siluriformes, Clariidae. Gene Ontology annotation, biological process: non-canonical Wnt signaling pathway; canonical Wnt signaling pathway. The record is from RefSeq and is a predicted model, not a curated record. Bases 48 to 1826 code for a protein of 592 amino acids. The transcript has a single exon.
AGGACUUGGCAUUUAAAGGCUGACCGGACGCUGUGAGCCGCUGGACGAUGGCGCUCUACCUGUCGGGUAUCAUCUACCUGCUGCUCGCGCUCUGGACUCUGCGGCGCUCGAGCGGCGCCACGGCCAAGGAGCUGAGCUGCCAGGAGAUCGCCGUUCCGCUGUGCAAAGGCAUCGGCUACAACUACACCUACAUGCCGAACCAGUUCAACCACGACACGCAGGACGAGGCUGGCCUGGAGGUGCACCAGUUCUGGCCGCUGGUAGAGAUCCAGUGCUCCGCAGACCUCCGUUUCUUCCUGUGCAGCAUGUACACACCCAUCUGUCUGGAGGACUACAAGAAGCCGCUGCCGCCGUGCCGCAGCGUCUGCGAGCGCGCCCGCGCCGGCUGCGCGCCUCUCAUGCGCCAGUACGGCUUCCCGUGGCCCGACCGCAUGCGCUGCGAGCUGCUGCCUGUGCAGGGAAACCCCGACACCCUGUGCAUGGACUACAACCGGACGGACGCCACGACAGCCGCGCCGCUGCUCCCGAAGCCCACGGGCCUCCCGGGAAGGGCUCCGGUAGGCGGCCGCGGUGUUGGAGGAGUUGGAGGAGGAGGAGGAGGAGGACACCCCAAGCGCAAACCGGCGCCGCAGCCGUGCGAGGCCGGGUGUCAGUGCCGCGCGCCGAUGGUGCGCGUGAGCAGCGAGCGGCACCCGCUGUACAACCGCGUCAAAACGGGUCGAACCCCGAACUGCGCGAUGCCCUGCCACAACCCGUUCUUCACCCCAGACGAGCGGGCGUUUACAGCCUUCUGGAUCGGCUUGUGGUCCGUGCUGUGCUUCGUCAGCACCUUCGCCACCGUCGCCACUUUCCUGAUCGACAUGGAGCGGUUUAAGUACCCAGAGCGACCCAUCAUCUUCCUCUCUGCGUGCUACAUGUUCGUCUCAGUUGGUUACAUUGUGCGUCUGAUCGCGGGCCACGAGCGGGUCGCCUGCAGCCGGGAGCACGACGUCGAACACGUCCACUACGAGACCACCGGACCGGCCCUGUGCACCGUCGUCUUCCUGCUGAUCUACUUCUUCGGCAUGGCCAGCUCCAUAUGGUGGGUGAUUCUGUCCCUCACCUGGUUCCUGGCAGCGGGUAUGAAAUGGGGCAACGAGGCCAUCGCGAGCUACUCGCAGUACUUCCACCUGGCUGCGUGGCUCAUCCCGAGCAUGAAGUCUAUAGCGGUCCUGGCCCUGAGCUCGGUCGACGGGGACCCCGUCGCGGGCAUCUGCUAUGUGGGCAACCAGAACUUGGACAACCUGCGUGGCUUUGUGCUCGCACCUUUACUCAUCUACCUGUGCAUCGGAGCCAUGUUUCUGCUCGCCGGGUUUGUGUCGCUGUUUCGCAUCCGCAGUGUCAUCAAGCAGGGUGGCACGAAAACGGACAAGCUUGAGAAACUCAUGAUUCGCAUCGGGGUGUUCACUGUGCUCUACACGGUGCCCGCUGCUGUCAUCGUCGCAUGCUAUUUCUACGAACAGCACAACCGGCAGCGCUGGGAGGCAGCACACAACUGCGCUUGUGCUCUGGACCGUGAGCGUGAUGCAGAGCGGCCGGACUACGCCGUGUUUAUGCUCAAGUACUUCAUGUGUCUGGCUGUGGGCAUCACGUCAGGCGUGUGGGUCUGGUCGGGGAAGACUGUCGAGUCAUGGCGGGCACUGUGUGCACGCUGCUGCCGCUGCCGCUGGGCGGGCAAGGGUGCAAGCAGCUCGGCAUACAGUGAUGUCAGUGCGGGACUGACGUGGCGAUCAGGUACAGCCAGCUCGGUCUCCUGUGCCAAGCAGAUGCCUUUGUCCCGAGUCUAGAGGAGUUCAGUGCAUUAGUUCUUGACUUGACUUGACUUUUCCACACACGCAUUUCCAUACAAAUAGACUACUGAGGGGUUUCUGUUAAGCGGAAAGACUGGUUGAAACAAUCAAACCCAUCAUCACCCCUCGUGCGUAAUUUACUUUUCUGCCAUUUCUAUUCAUAUGGACAUGACAUGCAAUCAGUGAUGCUUAGAGAGAAUUAGGCAUUGCAUUGUUCCAAGUGGUGCUGAACAUUUUCUCCAGUCCUUUAGCAUUUAAACACAAAGUUUUCUGUUUUUAACUUUUUUUUUUUUUAAAGUUUAGUUUAAAGAAUGUCUAAACAAUCAAAAAUAUCAAAGAUGCUCUCUCUCAGAUAAGCCUUAAAAAGUCUUAAAGUUUUAGUGCUUAAAUAUUUCUACGGGUUGUUUUUUAUUGUAAUGUAUUUAUACAGUUGUGUACAAACGUGUAAAUUUUGUAUAAAAGAAAGAAGAUUUAUAAGAUGAUUGUAAAUUUGUACAUAGUGUAGAUGUCAUUUGAAGAAGACAAAUAUUGCUUUUAUUUUGACAAUAAAAUAUUUUGGACAAAUCUUUAAUCAGACAACUCUCCAGCAUCUUCUGUUGUUUUAUAACGAGACAGAACUGUAAAGGGUUUCUUUUACCCCCGCUAUUUUAAUGGUGACUGUAUUGAGCAUGCUUGCUAUAGAGGUGUUUCUUUGUGCACGUCUUGUGAAGAGAAGCUCUUUCUCGGCUAUCAGGGCCGUAAUUAGGGGCGAGCAGCUAGAGUUGGAGAAGCUCCAUCAUUGUUGUGUUCGCCACUUAAUUUAAUAAAAGAGGGCCAAUUGAAUGGGGUUUAAAUGCAGAGAAAAGGCGUCU